Messenger RNA from Aplosporella prunicola CBS 121167, 867 nucleotides. RefSeq lists its product as uncharacterized. The record is from RefSeq and is a predicted model, not a curated record. Lineage: Eukaryota; Fungi; Ascomycota; Dothideomycetes; Botryosphaeriales; Aplosporellaceae. The transcript is spliced from 5 exons. Bases 337 to 867 code for a protein of 176 amino acids.
CGUACAUGCGUGUCGCCAUGGGUACGAAAUCAAUUUCAUCCCCCCACGACACCAUGUCGUAGAGCCAGAGGUGCAUCAGAGCCGCGUGGUGUACCAUGGCGUGCCAUGUCCCCUUCUGCUUGCCUUGUCCUCACACCGUCGGGCUUUCUGCGAGGAGACUGGACUGAGCUGGACUUGUCAGCGGCAGACAUCAACGAAUGUAUGAAGAAAAGGCUUACCGAUGACCGCUCUCCACUCAUCAGCCAUCGACAUCACGGAUAAUGGUGUCGAAGGCAAUGUCCUCGAGAUGGAGACGAACUUGGUGGCAGCGAAGAACCUUGAGGUGGAUAAAAAGGUAUGGAGGCGCUGAAGGAGAGGAAGCACCAGCAAUGUCGACACUAUCGCCGCUUCCCAAAGCAGCAGCAGCAACCGGGCGCACCUACCCCGACCGCUGUCGCCUUUUUCUUCCUCUUCCUCGUCCUUCUACUCUUCUCUCUACAUACCCACCUCCUCGUUCACCUCAUCCUCCUCCACAACCAUCAGCAGGCCUACGUCGGCCGCCACUGCCACCAUCACUACCACCACUACUACUACUAUUACUACCACUACACCAAGCCGUCUCUUGGGCACGGAGCAGCUGCUAACGCGUGGAUAGCAGAUCCUCUCCCUCCCUCUCUCUCUCCUCCCGACUGCCCGCGCCCCGCCAUCCGCGCCACCGCCGCCAACAACAUGGUCGCCGCCGCCAAGGAAGCAGCCUUGAGUGCUGCUGUUGUUGCUACUGCCGCUGCUACUGUGGCAACCCCCGCUGCCGCCUCUGCCCCUGCUGCCCACACCCUCGUCCCCGAGGCCCCGCCACGCCGCCGUCAGGGCCCCUCCCCCGGGCUGUAG